Epinephelus lanceolatus (giant grouper) is the source of this 2354-nucleotide messenger RNA. RefSeq names its product growth associated protein 43 (gene gap43). Gene Ontology annotation, biological process: regulation of growth. Lineage: Eukaryota; Metazoa; Chordata; Actinopteri; Perciformes; Serranidae. Gene Ontology annotation, molecular function: protein binding. The record is from RefSeq and is a predicted model, not a curated record.
AGUCAUUGUCAGGCAGCAAGUAAGAGAGGGAGAGAGAGAGAGAGGUGCACCCAGGCAGACCGACUGAAGAGCGUGUGUGUGCAAACUGGGAUGAGUAAAUGCACUGGGCGGCUUAGCUGUUGAUACAGCCACAGAGAGAGAGAGAGAGAGAAGAGAGAGAGAGAGAGAGAGAGAGUGUGUGCGUGCAAGAAAGCGAGAGAGUGCGAGCGCGCGCGAGAGAGAGAGGGUGAGAGAGAAGAAGUGAAAGGGAGGUAAAAAAGGGAAGAAAGAAGCAGAGAAGAAAAAGGGAGGAUACAACAACUACAACUAUGCUGUGCUGCAUAAGAAGAACCAAACCGGUGGAGAAGAAUGAGGAUGCAGACCAGAAGAUCGAACAGGAUGGCACCACCAACAAACCCGAGGACAAGGCCCACAAGGCUGCCACCAAAAUACAGGCCAGCUUCCGUGGACACAUAACUCGGAAAAAGAUGAAAGAUGGAGAGGAAGAGAAGGAAGGAGACAGUCCUGCUGCUGCAGAGGAGGCGACAGAGGGGGGAGAGGAGGCAAAGAAAGCAGAGGGAGAGGAGGCACCUGCAAAGGAGGAGGAAGCUGCAGGAGAGGAGGCCAAGAAGGAGGAGGAGACGAGCCAAGCCAAAAGCCCAGUGGCAGACAAGCCAGCUAACUCUCCGGCAGCUGCUGCUGCCUCUCCUGUAGGCGCAGCGACGUCUCCUGUAGCAGCAGCGCCGGCUGCUGCCUCUCCCACGGCCGCCACAGCGCCCUCUGAGCCCCAGAAAGAGGAGCCAAAGGUGGAGGAGAAAGCCGAGGAGAAGCCCAAAGAGGUGGAGGCCCCAGCGGCGGCAGCCAAGAGUCCCACCACGGCCACAGCUGAGGAGAAGAAGGAGGAGAGUGAAGAGAAAAAGGAGGAGGCCAGACAAGCCGAUGUGCCUGCUGCUGUUAGCCCGACAGCUGAGAAGGAGGAGCCUAACCAAACAAAAGAUAAACAAGAUGCUGCAGAGGAGUCUAAAGCAGAGGAGGCCACCCCAGCAGAUGCAGCCGCGGAGGGCACCGAGUCCAAGGAUGACUAAGGCAAAAGUCUAACCUAAAGAAAGCAGAAUUAAGAGUAUGAAGAAUAACACGAAAACAAAAAUCUAAAAAGGUUGCUCUUUGCCUUCCCAAUGUGAAGGCAGUCCGUUUCUAUUUGUUUGUCAUUUUUUGUGUGGCAAUGAUUUUCUCAUGUUGGGGGAGUUUCCAGCGUUAAGUUUUUUGGCUCAAGCUAAUACUAUGAGGAAGUGGUGAUGUUGAUGAUGAUGACGAUGAUGAUGUUAAAAGUGAUGAAAAAUGAUUGUUACCUUGAUGAUGAUGAUGAUGAUGAUGAUGAUGAAAUGAUGAUGAUGAUGAUGAUGAUGUUGAUGAUGAUGAGGAGGAGGAGGAGGAGGAGGAGCAGGAGGAUUUGAUUUGAUCUUCACUAUGUAUUGUAAGUGAAUCAGUGGUGGAAUGAACGCUCCCAACUGGAUAUUAACACAUUUAAAAUGCAUUGUGAAUGCACCAUACUUUAUUUGCAUCGCAAUGCACUUUCUUGAAACACAUUUUGCAAAUAAAAUCUGUACUUCUGCAAAUGCACGCACAAAAACAAGCUGGUUAUGAAAUGCAAUUUGAGUUUUCAACACAGUACAAGUGUAUUGAAAACACAACAAAUAGGUAAUGUACCGACACAUCGGAUGGAGAAUAGAAUGUAUAAUUAAAUGUGUGACAUUUCCAGUUGGGCAGCUUUAUCCUGAAUCCAAAAACCACAUAUAGGACAAGACUAUUACUCUCUCUCUAUUCUGCUUGAGUCAUUCAAGCUUGGUUUACACCCCUUUUACAAACUCCCUGUCUACUCACAUUUAUAAUAAAGGACCUGUUGCCAUUUAAAUGACAUGAGCAUAUAAUAAACUUUAGAAGUCAGCUAUAGUAUUGGUGUAACUGGCUCUUACAUGACGAUUUGUGUUCUGCCAACCAAACAUGAGAACAGUAGCAUGAACCAUCGAACCAGAUGCAUGAUGGGAACUCUCCCUCUGAGAGGAACUUUUUCGCAGUCACAAAAACUUAAGAGGUGUGGCGGCUUCUUUUUGAUGUCUUUGGUGUUGUUAUGACAGUUUAUAUGAAUUGGAAAAAUACUCUUGCACUGAUGUUACGCAAAAAAACAAAAAAAAGUAAAAAGAAAAAUCAAACAAACGAGCAAACAAAAAAUACUUUUCCCAUGUUCCAGUGAGUGCAAUGUCCAGUUUCAACCUUAUCAAGGAGUUCAAACUUGUGAGAAAAAAAUAUGAAAAAAAUAAAAAUGGUUUCAAUGUCUGUUUUCAAAAUAAAGCAAAUGUGCCAAUUACUAUCAUAAA